Molecule: messenger RNA, 699 nt
Organism: Fusarium vanettenii 77-13-4
Lineage: Eukaryota; Fungi; Ascomycota; Sordariomycetes; Hypocreales; Nectriaceae
Exons: 1
Coding region: 1-699 (232 amino acids)
Source: RefSeq, a predicted model, not a curated record
AUGACAUUCUACACCCGGUACGGAGACGUGGGGAAGUUUUCUAUGAAGACCUUUACUUUCCCGGAAGACAAGCUUCCCGCCAUUUCCGGCUUGGCCAGAGUAACGGCCAAGAAGUCCGGGAGCAAAUAUCUUGCGGGCCUCUGGAUGGAAGAUCUACACAUUGGACUGUUGUGGAAAGACUCGAUAAAUUGCAAACUGCGACGUCCCCCCCGCUCUCGGGCGCCCUCCUGGAGCUGGGCUGCGUUGGACAGGGCCCUCGGAUGGAAAAUGGGUCGAUCCGAUUCCGACAUGCCACUGGCAAAGGUUCUAAACGCCGAUGUUAUACCAGGCCCUUCUGACCCCCAGAAAAGACUCUUGACGGGCUCUCUAGAACUGGAUGGAUGUCUCAUGACGUUGCAGGAUGCUGAGGAUCAUGAUGUUCUACGCGGCCCUUGGGGUAAUAACGGGGACUAUCGCACUAACUCGACUUGGUACGUGUCCGACUUGGGAGUCGAGUUCACCCGCCUGAGUAGGCUAUGGGUCCUGCCUAUCUUACUUGGGCGCAACGGCAUAAUUCGCGGCCUCAUUCUAGAAGCAACGUCAAAGGGCAAUGCCUCCAACGAGUUCCGGCGGUUUGGCUGGUACGAGUCAGUGCCUCAACAAAACCGCGUGCUCAAAGCCCUGGAGAAUCAGAACACUAUCUCUGUUAAAAUUGUUUAG